AUGACAACUAAGAAAUUCUCCCAGCUCGGCGUGUGCUCCUGGAUCAACCAACAGCUCGAAACUAUGCAAAUUAAAACUGCGACGCCGGUUCAGGCGGCUUGUAUUCCAAAAAUUCUCGAAGGAAGCGAGGAACCGGAGCCGGUCCCGGAGCAUGAAAUUCUUACUGUUGUAAUUAACAAGACAUCCAGUCAACAUUUUGGAUGCCAUAUUACAAUCUCAAAUGGCAUCGCCAAGGUUCUUUCGGUUAUUCCAGGAUCGCCGGUAGAUGAAGCUCUUUAUGCUGGUGACAUAAACUUAUCGAUCGAUGGAAUAAAUAUUUAUAAUUAUGGAGGUUUAAGAGAUUUCAAGAAUCGAGGAAACAUCACUUUGAAGGUCCAACGCACAAUUGAAAAACAAUAA
Molecule: messenger RNA, 399 nt
Organism: Caenorhabditis elegans
Lineage: Eukaryota; Metazoa; Nematoda; Chromadorea; Rhabditida; Rhabditidae
Gene: Y52E8A.1
Product: RNA helicase
Exons: 3
Coding region: 1-399 (132 amino acids)
Molecular function (GO): RNA helicase activity
Source: RefSeq, marked reviewed